Molecule: messenger RNA, 2807 nt
Organism: Arachis ipaensis
Lineage: Eukaryota; Viridiplantae; Streptophyta; Magnoliopsida; Fabales; Fabaceae
Source: RefSeq, a predicted model, not a curated record
GCUGGUAAUUUAUUACUUGUAAUGUUUUAAUAUAUAUUGGAGAGUAAAGAAUAUGUGAGGUUUUUUCAAUGUGUAGUGUAUUCUUGGCCAAAAGCAUGCAAAAGUUGUUCUUCCUUGUGGAGCGCUGCUUUCAAUUACGUGAACCUGUAUUGCUUGUUGGUGAAACGGGUGGAGGGAAGACUAUUGUAUGCCAGUUACUAAGUGCCUAUUUGCAAUUGAAGUUACAUAUUUUGAACUAUCAUAAGCAUACAGAAACAUCUUACUUCAUUGUGGGAUUCCGUCCUCUAAGAGAGAGAUCUAGACUGAUUUCUAACUAUAAAGAGAUUGUUGAACAACUGAAGAAGCUAGAGGGAUUUAGAUACUUUCUUGAAGAGCCCUUAGUUUCUUCUGACAUAGAGCAAGCUACCUCAACCCUUGAUAUGCUUAAUGGCUAUAAAGAAGGUCAAAUUUAGAUUCCUGAUGUAAGCAGGGAUGAUCUUUGUGCUUUUGAGGAGUUAAAGUUUGAGCUCGAUGUCUUGCACAAGAAGUGGCAGAGCAUAUUUGAAUGGCAGGAUGGUCCCCUUGUAAAAGCAAUGAGAGGGGGUGAUCUCUUUCUUGUUGAUGAGAUAUCUUUGGCUGAUGAUAGUGUACUUAAGAGACUGAAUAGUGUGUUGGAGCCAGAAAGGACGCUAGUAAGUUAAGUCAUACUGAUAUUCUGUUUUUAACUUCCUUUUAGACUCAUGAUGUAUCAAGUAGCACCACUUUUUUCUUUAUAUAGGAUUGAUGAUCACUGUUUUUAUGUUCCCUGCAAAGAAAAUUAGGUGUGUUUGGUUUGUGUUUUCAUUUUCAGUAUUUUCUAUUUUUAGAAUUUUGUGAAAAUAAAAGAUACCUCUCUAAACCUUUACUAAAUGAGCUUGAAGGCAUUGCGCUGAAAAGGUACCUUUCUAAGCCUUUACUGUUACAGGAUACAAAUUUAGAUAUGCAGAUAUUUAAUAUUUGGUUUAUUUGAUUUAUUUACAGAAUUUCCAAGCUUAAAAAUGCGGGAAACGUAAAGGAAGAUUAUCGUGAAAGGCUCCUGGAAGUUGAUAAUGCUAUGAUAAGUUUUUUUUAGUGGUUCAACUAAUUACAUCCUAGCAGAAGGCUUACUGUGAGAGAUCUCAUUUCUUAGGUUGACUUUUUGGAUGUAAUGGAAGAAACCUUAGGUCCUGAAUAUGCACUUCUUCAUGGAAUCUUUCUUGUUUUGCUUGAUGGAUUAAGUCUAAGUAUAGCUUGCCACUUAUUUUAUGCCUUCAACUUUCUCUAAUUUCUCAUUCAAAUAUAUUAUUUCCAUGUUGAAUAUUUUUGUGCUGCUUCUUUUCUUUUAAUAUGUCUCUGGUGUCGUUUGACUUUUAUCCUUUUAAAAAUUCCAUCUAGUAUGACAAGCCUUGAAGGAUUAUUCUUUUUUUAUGUUGGUCUUUCAACAACAGCACUAUCAUCAUGCCUUUGAUUUAACCUCAACUUCUCCUUCCUUCACUGCCAAGUUGAACAAUGUUGAUGUUGCCUCAAGUAACUUGCAGUACGGGACAUUCAACACCAACCUUGCUUCUUCAGGUUGUUACGUUGAGACAGGGCAACAGCAGCAGCAGCAUCAUUUGUUCCAGCAGAAGGGGCAUUUUGGGACUCGGUCCGAAUCAUCCAUGGCUGACAAUAGUCAACAGACCGAUGAUAAAACCCAUUGCAAUAAUAGGGCCGGAAAUGGAGAACUUGUAGUUGUGGACUCCAAUGAUCAAACUAAGCUUAAACAUGAGGAUCAAAAGACUCUUCAUAGACUGGCUCAGAAUUGUGAGGCUGCUAGAAAGAUUCGAUUGAGGAAGAAGGCAUAUGUGCAGCAAUUGGAGAAUAGUAGAGUUAGGCUUGCACAAUUAGAGUAAGAACUUCAACGCGCACGUCAGCAGGUCUUAAUUUGAUUUUAGAGGUUGUACUGUUUAAUAUGGUUUUGUUGUUAUUUCUGCUUACCAUUAUGUCCAUGGGAUGAUGUUUCCUUUAGGGUGUAUUUGCUGCAACUGGAACUGUGGGGGAUCCUACUUGCGCAGUUGUCGGAAAUGGUAAUGUUUAUAAAUAAGCCAGAGAAUGUUUAUCUGAGUUGUGACUGAUCUUGUUGAUGUCUUGUGGAACAAAAUAAAAAAUUGUUAGGUUUGUGUAUUUUCUGCUGAUGGAGAGAUUAGAGAUGAAUGGAAACUUUUCCAUUCUAGGUUCCCCUUGCAUAAAUAAUCACUGAAUGAUAAUUAGGCUAAUAUUUUAGUUAUGAAGAGCUAGAUAGAAUACUUGUUGUCGAGUUCAAUGAGCUUCAAAAAUUAAUCUCUUGGUUUGAAAUGUUCAUAGAUUAGGUGCCUUAGCAUUUGAUAUGGACUAUGCGUGCUGGAUUAAUCACAUCAACGGCUGAUUAGUGACCUAAGAUCAGCCAUAAAUUCUCAAAUGGGUGAUAAUGAAUUGAAUCUUCUUAUUGAUGGUGUCUUGGCACAUCCUGAUGAACUAUUUCAGUUAAAAACCAUAGGGGCCAAGGCAGAUGUAUUUCACAUACUUUUCGGAACAUGGAAGACACCUGCAGAAAGAUGCUUCAUGUGGCUAGGUGGAUUCCGUUCAUCAGAGCUUCUUAAGGUGAUUGAUCAUCCACAUUAUUGCUCAGAAAAAUGAAUAAUAAGUGCAUUUUUCUUACUGUCUAUGGAGCAGGCUUAUGUGCAGCAAUUAGAGUCAAGUAGAUUAAAGCUUACACAACUUGAACUCAGAUUGGAGGAAAAAAUUUCCAAUUCAGAGUCAGAAAACCAAGUUCAUCGCCAGCAAGCAUUGGC